Pocillopora damicornis (cauliflower coral) is the source of this 2533-nucleotide messenger RNA. RefSeq names its product monocarboxylate transporter 4. NCBI's taxonomy places the organism in Eukaryota, Metazoa, Cnidaria, Anthozoa, Scleractinia, Pocilloporidae. The record is from RefSeq and is a predicted model, not a curated record. Gene Ontology annotation, biological process: transmembrane transport. Gene Ontology annotation, molecular function: transmembrane transporter activity.
UCUUGCCAGCCAUUAUGGACGACUUUCAUACUAGCCGAGAAUUCACCGCCUGGAUUGGCUCAAUAGCCUUUGGAAUGAGCUUUUGCCUGUCUCCUGUGGCUGGUCGAUUGUGUGACCGCUUAGGCUCGCGUUACGUGGCGAUAAUCGGCACUGUAUUCUGUUCCCUGGGGCUCAUCCUAACUUCCUUGGCAAGAAGAGUUGAACUGUUCUUUCUCACUCAUAGCGUGAUGUUCGGGCUCGGGGCUUGCUGCUGCCGGACAGUGAACUUCCUAAUAACAGCCAAGUAUUUUGUCAAGCGAAGGUCGUUUGCGACCGGGCUGGUCACAGCGGGGACUGGUUUGGGGAUUUUCGCUUUAGUGCCGAUUGCUCAAAUUCUGAUCGAUAACCUUGGCCUCAGCGGAGCAUACAGGGUUCUUGGUGGUGUAGUUUUGGCGAACUGUCUCCUUGCGUUGAGUUUUGAUCCUAAUGUAGAGGAAGAAGUAGCAUCAGUGGUGCAAGAAAACACAAAGAAAGGUACCGAGGAACCGCAGAGAAACCAGCAAAAACUUAUCGAUUUCUCAGUCUGGAAAGUACCUACUUUUGCCAUUGUAACUUUGAGUUUUACAGGAAUAUCCAUUGUACUAAAUACACCCCAGUUUCACUUGGUUCGGUACUGCAAAGACUUGGGUAUCCCUGAAGAUAAGUCCUCCAAGCUGCUGAUGAUCUAUGGCCUUAGCUCUUGCGUUAUGCGGAUAGCCUCCGGUAGAUUGUGUGACAUCAAAUGGAUAAACCCGAUUUAUGUUUACCAAAUUGGACUAUUUACCAUUGCUGUGGCGGUGAUAUCAUUCGGUGUAGUCUCUGCCUAUCUCCCUCUCUGUGUUGUUAGCGUAUUCUAUGGGAUCGGAGAUGGAAUAUGUCUUUCAUUAACCAAUCUUCUGCUGCUGACCGCAGUGGAGCCUGAAAGACGAGCUUCCGCAUUUGGAUUGGGUAACAUGUUCAUCUCGAUUUCCACGACAGUUGGUGCGCCACUAGCUGGCUUCAUCGCGGACAAAGCGGGCUCUUAUGAGUUGGCAUUCUACAUUGCUGGUUCCAUGGGUAUGAUAUUUUUUUGUAUUCCAUUUAUCUUGCUGUGCCUAAGAGGGAACGCGAAUCAGCGGGAAGAAAUAAGGGCGACAAAAGAGAGUGACGAAGUUUAACGCUACUGACAGCCUCAGUGAUAACUUUGAAAGCUGUUAACCCAUUGCAACUUAGUGCUGCGGGGAGGAACUGCCUCUGAAUUGAUGAAAGACCUGGUAGACGAAACAAACCAAUUAAGGUGCUAAAAUUUUCGGAUGGAACUCAAUUCUGGACAAUUUUGCACAAGUAAAGGCCUUCUGAAAGUUGAUGCAAAAACAGUUGCUGAUACUUUUGCCUAAUCGUCAUCUUCGAUGGGGAACAACCUUUGUGUUACAAGAGAAACGCACAUUGUGAAGUUAAAGCAAAAAAGCUAAAAGUUAUAAAUAACUGAUUAAUUGUGGGAAAUUGUAGCAAAUGCUGUUGGAAAGUACUCAAUACACAUGAGUGUAGAGCGGAAGACAGUUCAAAAUGACUAAAAUGAAACACGCAUGAUUCCCUGUUCCCCUACAGGGAAUCAUGCGUGUUUCAUUUUAGUCAUUUUGAACUAAAUAACUGACUAUUAUCAGAUGAAAAAGCGAAAAUUCUUUAAUUUUGGAAAAUAGUAAAGAUUUAAUAUGCGGUUCAGUAAAAACUCUAAUGUACAUAGUUACAAGCAUGUCAAUCUUGCUGGCUUUGCAUUUGAUUACGUCGAGUAGACCCGAACAUUUAACCUCUAAGGGUGUAUUGUGUUUUUCUGCGAAUCGACCUCCGGUUAGACGAGUCGACUUAACUAAAGACGCAUCGAAUCGACCCGUGCAAAUCGUUUCGAUUCGUUCACAUCUACUACCCCCAAUUAACGCAAAUUGCGUUUUGUUCUCUUCUGCGGAUCGACUUCCGGUGAGACGGAUCGACUUUAAGAACUCGUACAGUUUUUGCAGUUUUUGAAAUGUGACCUUAUCUUCAAAUGAUUAUUUUCAGGUCAUAAUACUUAUACUGAUAUAUUACAUAGUACAGUAAAAUACGUACGUAGCUGACUGAGCUUGCAUUGGCAAGGGAGGAUAAAUCUCAAGGUUUUGGGUAUCUAUGAUCUUCAUACGAAACUUUACGGACUUGCGCUAUCGCGAAACAACUUAAGAAAGUUAGAGACACAAUCCUUCGUUAGAUUUCAACGCUACCUUUUUCGCUUUCAGAAACUGAUACCCAGCCUAAAAGUCACCAAAUUGGACUGAUAUCAAGAAAUAUGUAUUCCAGACUCGAGUUAUUUCCUUCGAUUGAUUCAAUGUAGGUUAUUUGUUUGUUCACACCGAUGUGCAGUAAUUUAGCGAGCUGCAUGCUGAUUUACUGAUCAGCAGGACUUGUGGGCGAUUUUUGAAAGGACGUUUAUGACAGAAAAGCCUGACUCUUCGUAAAACUGAAAUACUUUGCGGAGGACAAUUAAAAAUCGACCAACUUGCGUAAA